AUGACAGCCACGACAGCAAAUACCAAUCGGGCUUUCGACCUGCACCCUUUCUCCACGAAUCCGCUCAAGACGCGUGACGAUGUUGUUGCCGCCGUAGGUUCACUGCUGGAUCCCCUCAUUCCUGGUUUCUCUCCAGACAAUGCUUUGAUCAAGGUAGGCUCCACAGGUACACGCUUUGAUGAGACAGGUGCUCAGGUUGAGGGUUUCGCACGCCCACUAUGGGGUCUCGCACCGCUGCUAGCUGGUGGCGGCAAGUAUCCAGCAACCGACAAGUUUGUUCAAGGCCUCAUUUCUGGCACGGAUCCUGAGAGUCCAGAGUUCUGGGGGUACAUGGAGGAUACAGAUCAGAGGAUGGUGGAGGCGUGCCCGAUUGGAUUCACGCUUGCUGUUGCGAAUAAACAGUUUUGGGAUCCAUUGACGGACAAGCAGAAGAAGAAUGUGGAGACGUGGUUAGGGAGUAUGAACGAUAAGAAGAUGCCGGAUACAAACUGGCUUUGGUUCCGCGUCUUCGCCAAUCUGGGACUCGAGAGGAAUGGGGCGAAGUGGUCAAAAGAGCAGCUAGAGAAGGAUAUCAAGCAGCUGAACACGUACUAUCGUGGUGAUGGCUGGUCCAACGAUGGACCUGACACAUAUCGCCAGAUGGACUACUACUCCGGCUCCUUUGCGAUCCAAUACCUGCAGCUCCUCUACUCUAAACUCGCCGCAGACAUUGACCCGGAGCAAGCCGAAGAGUACAAGAAGCGCGCACACAUGUACGCCCUUGACUUUGUCCAUUACUUCGACCCUGAAGGCCGCGCCAUUACCUUUGGUCGCUCGUUGACGUAUCGAUGGGCCAUGGUAGCCUUUUGGGGCGCCGUCGCCUACGCCGACCUCGAGCUUCCUGAACCUCUUUCCUGGGGCGUAGUUAAGGGAAUUUGGAUGCGCAAUUUACGUUGGUGGACAACGCAACACGACAUCUUCCAGUCCAACGGCAUGCUCACAGUGGGCUACUCGUACCCCAAUUACUACCUAGCCGAGAACUACAACUCGCCGCAAAGUCCAUACUGGUGCAUGCUCGCCUUUGCUUGUCUCGCAGUCCCAGAGUCACAUCCCUUCUGGUCUGCUAAAGAAGAGCCACAUCCUUUUGCCAACACCCGCGUUGUGCGUUCGCUCCCUCAUCCACGUCAAAUCGUUUGCCGGUCCGGCGGCCACACCUUCCUCCUCUCGAGCGGUCAGUCUUGCCACUACGCUAUCAAGAACAGCAACGCCAAGUACGGUAAGUUCGCCUACAGCGCCGCCUUUGCAUACUCUGUUUCCACUGGUUACCAGGAACUCGAACAAUUCGUGCCAGAGUCGCAACUCGCCUUCUCUGACGACGGGGGCGAGCUGUGGAAAAUGCGGAGGGCACUUAACGGUGAUUCGCAGAUUGAGGAUCGCGAUGGAGUGCCUGUAUUGGUGUCGAGCAUGAAGCCAUGGAGUGAUGUGGAGAUAACAUCGUAUCUGAUCCCGCCAGCCGAGGAUACACCAAACUGGCAUCUGCGCGUCCAUCGUGUGAUUUCGGGUCGAGACGUCAAGAGCGCAGAAGGCGCAUGGGCUGUGUACGGCGCACGCGAGUCUGACGGUCGCCUCCUCACUGAAUGGAACGGUACACUGCGUAAAUUAGACACCUCAGUCCCCGAAGGCGCCUCCUCAGACCAUGCAUCCGCCUUCGCAGCCUCGCCCCGUACAGGCGCAGUCGGCAUCACGGAUAUCUACCAGAGCCAACGACAGGGUAGUGUAAUCCUGGCUGAUGCGAACAGCAAUCUUGUCGAGAGUAGGACAGUGUUGCCCAUUGUGCAAAAGGAUAUUAAGAAAGGGGAAACUGCGUGGUUGGUUACGGCGGUAUUUGCUAUGCCUGCCAGUAAAGAAGGGUGGAGGGAGGGGUGGAAAGAAGGCUGGGAGAAGAGACCGACUGUGCCUGGGUGGGUAAAGAGCAUGCUUGAGGCAUAG
Molecule: messenger RNA, 1968 nt
Organism: Alternaria alternata
Lineage: Eukaryota; Fungi; Ascomycota; Dothideomycetes; Pleosporales; Pleosporaceae
Exons: 2
Coding region: 1-1968 (655 amino acids)
Source: RefSeq, a predicted model, not a curated record